CCUCCGCUCUCUCCUUUGCCGAGCUUCCGAACGAGCUUCCUCAACUUUAGCGACGCCUUGACAAGUAGCGAGCAAACUUUUUCCGCAGCCGUUUAGGAAACAAAAAAAAAAAGAAAAUCACAAGCAAAUGAGGAGCGGCUUCAUAUGCGCGUUUGGUGAUGGAGCCUUUCGAAAAGUCGCUGCCUUGUUUGGGUCGCUUUCGGUGUAUUUUCGUGCUGUAGUUGAACCUGGCGCCGAAGCAAGUUAGCUUAGCAUCAAGCCGACAAACAACAACAACAACUAAAAAGUCUCCUUCAACUUGUUUGGCCGACCGAAAGUUUCGCAUUCCUCUCCGGCUUGCCUGUCAGCUGCGCGGCAAAAUGUCCAUUUUAGGCUUAAAAAAGAAACAGCCCAAGACGUUCAAAGUCAAAGUCAUCACCAUGGAUGCUGAGAUGGAGUUCAGUUGCGAGGUGAAGUGGAAAGGCAAAGACUUGUUUGACCUGGUGUGUCGCACGGUGGGCUUGAGGGAGACCUGGUUCUUCGGCCUGCGCUACACCGUCAAGGACACGUACGCGUGGCUCAAACCUGACAAACGGGUCCUGGACCAGGAGGUUCCGAAAGACUCGCCCAUCACGUUUCACUUCCUGGCCAAAUUCUUCCCAGAGAAAGUUGAAGAAGAACUGGUCCAAGAAAUCACGCAGCACCUCUUCUUUUUGCAGGUGAAAAAACAGAUCUUGGAUGAGGAGAUCUUCUGUUCGCCCGAAGCUUCUGUUCUUCUGGCCUCGUACGCUGUCCAAGCCAAAUACGGCGACUACGACCCCAACUUCCACAAGCCGGGCUUCCUGGCGCAGGAUGAACUUCUGCCCAAAACAGUGCUGAUGCAGUACCAGAUGACGGCAGACAUGUGGGAGGAGAAAAUCAGCGCCUGGUACGCCGAACACCACGGCAUCGCCAGGGACGAAGCCGAGAUGGAAUACCUGAAGAUCGCUCAGGACCUGGAGAUGUACGGCGUCAGCUACUACGACAUCACCGUGAGUGCUCCCGGCUGCGACUCGCGCGUCGGCGUCCGCCGCUCGCUUGAAGGGCCGCCCGUUUCCCGGCGACAGCAAAACAAGCGCGACACGGACCUGCUGCUGGGCGUGGACGCGCAGGGUCUUCACAUCUACAGCCCCAACAGCAAGCUCAGCCCCAACAAGUCCUUCCCCUGGAGCGGCAUUCGCAACAUCUCCUACAGCGAGAAAGAGUUUACCAUCAAGCCUCUGGACAAGAAGAAGGACGUCUUCAAAUUCUACUCGUCUCAGCUGCGCGUCAACAAGCUGAUCCUGCAGCUGUGCAUCGGCAACCACGAUCUGUUCAUGCGGCGGAGGAAGGUGGACUCCAUCGAGGUGCAGCAGAUGAAGGCGCAGGCCAAAGAGGAGAAGGCUCGCAAGAAGAUGGAGCGGCAGAUCCUGGCGCGGGAGAAGCAGAUGCGGGAGGAGGCCGAGCGAGCCAAAGAGGAGAUGGAGCGACGGCUUUUCCAGCUGCAGGAUGAGGCGCGCCUGGCCAACGAGGCGCUGCUGCGCUCGGAGGAGACGGCCGACCUGCUGGCGGAGAAAGCGCAGAUCGCCGAGGAGGAAGCCAAGCUGCUGGCCCACAAGGCGGCCGAGGCCGAGCAGGAGCGCCAGAGGUUGGAGGUCAACGCCAUGAAGACCAAAGAGGAGAAGCGGCUGAUGGAGCAGAAGAUGAGGGAGGCCGAGCAGCUGGCCGUCAAGCUGGUGGAGCAGUCGGAGAGAAGACUGAAGGAGGCCGACCACCUGAAGCAGGACCUCAGCGAGGCCAAGGACGCCGAGAGGAGGGCCAAGCAGAAACUGCUGGAGAUCACCAAGACCACCUACCCGCUGAUCGCGGCUUAUUCGGCCCCCGCCGCCACCGCCGCCGCGCCUCCGGAAGCCGACUCGGCCUACGCGGCCGCCUCGUCGUCCCGCCUGGACUUUAAAGACUCGGACAUGAAGAGGCUCUCCAUGGAGAUUGAGCGCGAGAGGCUGGAGUACAUGGAAAAGAGCAAACAUCUUCAGGACCAACUGAAGGAGCUCAAGUCGGAGAUCGAGUCUCUGAAGCUGGAGGAGCAGCAGCAGCAGCAGCAGCAGCAGCAGCGGCGGGCGUCGGCCACGUACGCGCUGCGCGACGGCAGGGCUUACGUGCCGCAGGCGCCAGAAAUUCGGCCUACGCGUCUCCGCUGGCCUUCUUCGACGAGGUCUGAGGACGAGGAGCGCCGGCGUGACCCGCGCGGACGUUUGCAAGACGGGCGCCUUUUGGAUGCCCGCGACGGGAUUGCGGCCGACGCGCUUCAAGCGGACCGCUUCGGCUCUUCUUCUCGCCGCUCGCUCGGUCGGGGGGCGUGCGCGCCCGCGCUCGUCGGCGCUGCCGAUUUUGGGCGGCGCGUUUGACGGCCGGGUGGCGUUUUGUUGUCGUCGAGGCGACGCUCUCCGCGACGGCGCCGCCGUUCGGCUUCAUUUUGCAUCGUCGUUGGAGUGUGCUAUUUAUUUGGGUUUCAUUUCAUCACCCCCGCGACCUUUUUUCUGUGUUUAUCGGAUGAUGCGGCGACUGAAUUUCUUUGCGAGCGUUUUCUACCGUGUCCGCAUCAUUUGAAUAGAAUUUGUUACCGA
Hippocampus zosterae (dwarf seahorse) is the source of this 2624-nucleotide messenger RNA. It is a transcript of the gene nf2b, whose product is annotated as NF2, moesin-ezrin-radixin like (MERLIN) tumor suppressor b. Bases 360 to 2405 code for a protein of 681 amino acids. Gene Ontology annotation, cellular component: apical part of cell; plasma membrane; filopodium. Gene Ontology annotation, molecular function: cell adhesion molecule binding; actin binding. The transcript is spliced from 16 exons. NCBI's taxonomy places the organism in Eukaryota, Metazoa, Chordata, Actinopteri, Syngnathiformes, Syngnathidae. Gene Ontology annotation, biological process: positive regulation of early endosome to late endosome transport; positive regulation of protein localization to early endosome; regulation of organelle assembly. The record is from RefSeq and is a predicted model, not a curated record.